Molecule: messenger RNA, 442 nt
Organism: Capsella rubella
Lineage: Eukaryota; Viridiplantae; Streptophyta; Magnoliopsida; Brassicales; Brassicaceae
Product: 40S ribosomal protein S29
Exons: 3
Coding region: 81-251 (56 amino acids)
Biological process (GO): translation
Cellular component (GO): cytosolic small ribosomal subunit; ribosome
Molecular function (GO): structural constituent of ribosome; zinc ion binding
Source: RefSeq, a predicted model, not a curated record
CCUCGCUCUCGCCGCACAACUAUCGUCUUCUUCAACCAAAUUAGGUUUGAGCUGUGAGCAGAGAGCAGUCGAGGAUCAUCAUGGGUCACUCCAACGUGUGGAACUCGCAUCCGAAGAAAUAUGGUCCGGGGUCUCGCACCUGCCGAGUGUGUGGAAACUCCCACGGGCUAAUCCGCAAGUAUGGUCUCAACUGCUGUAGACAGUGCUUCCGUAGCAACGCCAAGGAAAUCGGAUUCAUUAAGUACCGUUGAUGAUCGAUGAUGUCUACUCAUGAGCAUCGUGUCUUUUGGGUUUUUUAAAACUUUUAAGCUUUUGAUAUUUGUAAUGGAUUUAUCUACAUUGAAUCAUUUUACAAGGCUUUUGAGCUGUUGAAUUUAUCUUUAUCUUUGCUUAAUUGAUCAGAUGUAUUCUCUCUAUAUUGAUCGUCACUCCAAAUUGUUAA